AUGUCUAAUUCUACCGCUCAUUGGUCUAUUGGGCUGAGUCUUCCAUCGCGAGAUAUUUUCAAGUUGCCUCCAAGCCAACCCCAGACAGGAGGCUCCUAUCUUCGUGCACCACCUUCGAAUAUCGAUGCGCCAAACUACUUUUACCCCUUCAGAAUCAACAAUGCAAUUUUUCAGGCUUCGAUAGAUCUGACAUUUGCGCUUACCUUCUCGGUGGCCUACGUUACCACAGUCAUGUUUUUGAAUCAAUACAAUGCCAGCCGACAAUACAGACCAUGGGCAAUCAGUAGGAUCUUGCCGUACAAGAUCUUUGUCUUUGUGCACAAUUCUCUUCUUGCGCUAUUCUCGGCGUGGGUUCUCGUGGGGUUCGCAUAUGCGUCAUAUACCCAUCUGCCGACAGCUGAUGGGAAACACGAUUAUUAUGCUCGCGUGGCAGAAUAUCUUUGUCAGUCAGAAUCGGAAUCUUUUCGACGUGAGUUCAAGAAUCUCCUUCGCCUUGGAAGUAUCUCAACCGGGUUGAAGGGCUUCUCAGAGCAAGGAACCGGCUACUUUGGCUGUAUCUUCUAUUUCAGCAAAUACUACGAGGUUGUCGAUACCUUAAUCAUUUUGGCCGGAGGGAAGAGGAGUUCAACUUUGCAAACAUAUCACCAUGCCGGUGUGAUUCUAUGUGGAUGGUCGGCAAUACGCUUUAAUUCUCCUAUAGGUCUGAUAGGGUUGAUUUUGAACGCCACAGUUCAUACAUUGAUGUACACCUAUUUUGCUAUCCAGAGACUUGGAAUUCGCGUUCCUAUGGGUAUCAAACGCUCUUUGACCGGAAUUCAAAUUGCUCAGUUUUUGGUCGGCAUGGUCUGGAGCAUGUGCUAUUUGUUCGUUACCUACAGAGUACCAUCAACUACAGCAGACAAUCAUGAUAAAGAGUCGGCACAAACAUUUGAGCCACAUGCGAGCCGUGUACAUUCAUUCAUGGACUCCAACCACACCAUGGUUCCAUGCAUCACUGAUAGCGGGGAGGCAAAUGUUCUUUUUGUGACAAAUCUGUACCUUUUACCCCUGAUAUAUCUCUUUGUACAGUUUUUUAUCCGAUCAUACAGGAAGGAAAAGAAAAGAAAAUAUUGA
Molecule: messenger RNA, 1113 nt
Organism: Penicillium verhagenii
Lineage: Eukaryota; Fungi; Ascomycota; Eurotiomycetes; Eurotiales; Aspergillaceae
Product: elongation of very long chain fatty acids protein
Exons: 3
Coding region: 1-1113 (370 amino acids)
Biological process (GO): sphingolipid biosynthetic process; very long-chain fatty acid biosynthetic process; fatty acid elongation, monounsaturated fatty acid
Cellular component (GO): endoplasmic reticulum membrane
Molecular function (GO): fatty acid elongase activity
Source: RefSeq, a predicted model, not a curated record